UCGCGCGCGCGCGUGUCGUGUUCGGUCCUCUUUUUCUUUUUUCUUCCUUUCUCCUCCAUUCCUCUCCGCCUUUUUCACGAACACCUCUCCCCCGUCCGUCACUCUCUCGCUCGCACGUAGCCCUCCUUCCCCCCGUCUUCGUCGCUCUUCACGACCCGUCGUAUUUUAAUGUUCUCUCCAUCCGUACGGGUUCGGAAUUGGUUUUAAGGUGUGUGCGUGCGUGCGUGAAUGCGUACGUGUAUGCGAGUGCGUGUACGAGCGUGUGCAUUUGUAUUCGCGCAUUAACGUGUGUGUGCGUGUGUGCAUGUGUGCGUACAAUGUUUGGUGUGUACGUGUUGUGAUGCCCAAACGGACGAAAAUAAUAUCGUCGAGUAGAUCUGCCGAUGCGGUGGUAGUGGCGGCGGUGGUGGUGGCGGUGGUUGCGGUGAAGUUGUUGUAGUGUGGUAGUGGUAGUAGCGUAGUAGUCGAAAAAGAAACGCGUUCGUCUCGCCGCCGUCCGCGCACACCGGGCGUUUUCGAAACGGGUCCGGGCCGCACACACGAUAACGUUCCGCGACAAUAUCACACUCACACGCGCGCGCGCGCGCACACACAUAUACACAAACGAUAAUAGUGCAACAUAAUUUUUCAAUCGAGUCCGAACAGCGCGCCGCGUUCUUCUCACACGCUCACCUCAUCGUCGUCGUCGUCGUCGUCGUCGUCGUGAUAAUACUGUUAUUAUUGUAAAAUAAUAAUAUUAGUAUAUCAAACGCACACACACAUACACACACACACACACACACAUUCUACGUAUAUCUACAUGUAGGAUAGGGUACAGAUAAAUGUUUCUUUCGCAUACGCACGAGCUCCGUGGAUAAAACAAUCGAAUCCGUUUCGCCAACAGUUGUAAGUACCACCCGGUUCGUUAUUUAUUUUUUUUCUAACCAUGAGGCGUUGAUCUCUACAAUAUCCUCGUCGCCGCCGCCUCCGACGGACGUGCACCUUUCCGCUUUCAGCUUUCGUCCCAUCCGGGGAAAGAUUAAUAAAUAUAUAACAGUAAAUCACACACGCGCGCGCGUUACCCAUCGUUAUUCGUUUCUCGCGUGUCCGUUGUUUGUUCCCAAUAUCCCGACCGCGUUGUGUGUGUGUGUGUGUAUGUGUGUCCGGCGGCGCCCGAGAUAACGGAACAACGCAACGCAAAGGCUGUACGUACGCAUUCACAACCUUCGCCACCGUUCGUCAUGUCAGUCAGCCAACAGUUUUGCCUGCGAUGGAACAAUCACCAGAGGACACUCAUCUCGGUGUUCGACAGCCUCCUGGAAAGCGGCACCCUGGUCGAUUGCACGCUGGCCGCUGAGGGCCGGUACCUAAAAGCCCACAAAGUCGUCCUAUCGGCAUGCAGUCCGUACUUGGGGGUUUUAUUAAGUCAACACCAAGAAAAACAUCCAAUCUUAAUUUUAAAAGACAUUAAAUUUCAAGAAUUGAAAUCAAUGUUGGAUUAUAUGUAUCGAGGUGAAGUGAAUAUUUCUCAAGAAGAACUUGGUACUUUUUUGAAAGCUGCUGAAUCUCUUCAGAUAAAAGGUUUAACAGAAAGUGCUGGUAUUGGGGUACGUGAUAAUUCAGAUUUUGAAGAUCCUGUAUCCAAACGUUUUGAUCACAGAAAAUCACAACCACCUUCUCUAUCAUCAGUCAGUUCUAAUUCGCCUACCAUUUGGAGCCAAAAUGAAACUAUACGUACAUAUUCGAGGCCAAGAGAAGGUAGUUUAUCACCAACUAGCAAGAAACGGAAAUUACAACGAACAAAUGGAUCAGAUGAUCAUCAUCAAGAUAAUGGUGAUGAUAGUAUGACUGAAUCAGAACCUCAAGGAGUAGAAAAAUCGCCUACUAAUAAUAAUAACAUCCCUUCAUCAGUCAAUAAAGUAAUAAAAACAGAACCUUACCACAAAUCAUGUUCACCAGAAAAAGAGGUGAUCAAAACUGCUGAGAGCCAGAUGGUUAAACCUAAGGUAGAAUCAAUAUCUGGUGAUCGACAAGAGUGUUUGACAGAAAUGUCAUACGAUGAUAGUGUUGAAGAUAUGACAUUAGAAGAAGAAGAAGAAGAAUAUGAUGAAAAUGAAUUAUCACAGCCUGGUACGUCACAAAGAGAGACCAAUCAUACAGUAACGCCACAAUCAAAUUCAUGGCAAUUAGAAACAUCAAAUCAAGACAGUACAAAUACUGUUAAUACACCAAUGGAUUGCAAAGAGUCCGAUUCGUUGGCGGAAAAAUUCGAGUGCAAGCUGUGUGGCAAGGUGUACCAGUGGAAGCAGAGUCUGAAGAGACACAUCCGCGAGGACCGGUGUGACAAAGGGCCGCAGCACGCCUGUCCCCGGUGUGGCAUGAGCUUCAAGCACACCAGCCGCCUCAACAAGCACGUGAUCCUGUGCCCGCACAUCGUGUUUGACGACAAUCCGGCCACCACAUCCGCGCCCGCCUCGUCGUCCUCGUCAACCGUGCAGCGCAUACUCAAGCUGCCGCCCCCGUGCCCAGACGCGUUGCCUAUCACCGCCGUGUCCACGAGCACCACCACGACACCAUCGCCGUCCCAGACCAUACUGGUGUUGCAUUUGAAAAAUCAGAGUUUGGCCCAGAAUUGGAAUUCUAAGAUCCAAAAACUGGGCAAUUAAUAAUGAAAAAAACAAUAACAAUUGAAUACGUGGUGUUGCGGGGGAAGAGAACAUUUUCGAAAAAUACGUUUUUUUCUAUAUUUUAAAUAUGUGUGCAGGAUUAGUUGUUUAUGUGUGUGAGUGCGUGUGUGUGUGUGUGUGUGUGGAAUCUGUACGAAAAUUUAUGUUUAUCAUAUUUAUUCUCGGAGGGUCUCAUCCUGUACAAUGUGCGUGACCUUUCGCAUUUUUAUUACUAUUAUUAUUAUUAUUAUUAUUAUUAUUAUUAUUAUUAUUAUUGUGUAUUAUACUGACUGAACGCGCGCGUUUGGGUUUUACUUAAUUACACGUGUAAAGCAUAAUGGGUUGUUUGUACCUAUAUGAAUAUUUCAUGACGUGUUCAUUUACACUCGUCGCGUCCUGUUCACGUCAAACCAAAUGCAAUGAUUGCGAAGCUUUAAGAUUUAAGUUCAAAAACUAUUUCACGUGGCAUAAUAUCAUGUAAUACCGUGUACUAUUAUCGUGCAUUAUUUAUACUAGUCAAAUAUGGAACAACACAAUCUAGUCUUGUUUUUUUUUUUUCUUCUUUUAUGUAAUUACUUAUUUUCGUUUUGUGCAAUUUAUUUAGGGACAAAAUAUACCCCCGUUUUUUUCGUUUAUAACGGCGUGUAUCGAUUUAAUUUAUAUUGUAUAAGUUUUAUUUUAAUUACUUAGGUAGUUCUAUUGUACUUAUAGGUUAUAAUGUUAUAAUGUAUAAUGUUAUACCGGAAAUGUUUUAGACAUCGAUUUGUGAUGUAUGUACCAAAUAGUCUCUAGUCAGUCACUAUAUAAAUAUGCAUUAAAAUAUAAUAUAGUCAAUAAGGUUGAAAAUAUGUGACGGCAGUUCUCUCCAACCGACGAAAUUAUUUAAUUCAUUGAUGACAUUUAUUUUAUGAGUUAUUUAUAUUCGUUCGUUUGAAAUCAUUUUAUUUUCAUUUGAAAAAUUAUCGUUUGUUGUAAUCGAUAAAUUUUAUUUGAGAUUUUUUCUUUAUAUAGUGAACAAAUAUUCUCUAAACUUUUCAUAUUAAUUAACUAAUUUUAUCAACGGUCGAAACUAAAUGUACUUUUAUAAUAUUAAAAUAUUGUUAUACUUUAGGGACGUCGAGAAAAUCAUAAUCAUUGCCGAUCUAUCGACCAAUGGUUGCAUAUUAUAUUGUCAGUGUGUAAACUUUAACUUAGCGAAUUCGAAUAUAAAUGUGUUCGCGCGUUAUCAAACGCGAUUGUGAGAGUAUAUAGAGAUGAAUGUCACAUUAAUUUAACAUAUUAUAUUAUAUACACCUACACGAAUUUAUUCUUUAUGUAUUUAUAUACAUUUUAUUUUCCAGUUGUAUUAUACGUAAACAAAAACGCACAAAACACGAGUAGAAUGUGAAAACGUAUUAUAAUGUAACACAGGUACAUAAUUAUCUUAGUUAUUGUUUUUGCGUCUUGUCUUUAAAGAGGUUGUGCGUAGGUGCGUAUUGUAUUUUGAAUACAGUCAACGAAUAUCUCGAGCUUGUCCGUAUGUACUAUUUAAAUGUUUUCGAAUAAUUAAGUACAAAAAUACGUGAUGUUAUUUUCACAAGUGCGGGUCCGGUUUUUCGCGCGUAUAAUUAAUGGGGAAAUUCGUCGAGCUUAUCGAACUGUAAACAAAAUCGCCUCUCAGACGCAUAAAAUAUUAUAAGAUCAAAGUUGUAUAAUAUCUUUUUUAAAUCCGUUGACAAAAUAUUGGUAUACAUGUAGGUCCGUCUGAUGGCACAUAGGUUAAAUGAACCAUAUUUUCAAAUUAUUCAGUUUCAUUUUAUUUUAAAUAUUCAGCAGGAUUGUUCAUAUUUAACAUGUUACAAGCUGGUAUAUGAUAUAGGUAU
Molecule: messenger RNA, 4507 nt
Organism: Sipha flava (yellow sugarcane aphid)
Lineage: Eukaryota; Metazoa; Arthropoda; Insecta; Hemiptera; Aphididae
Product: longitudinals lacking protein, isoforms A/B/D/L-like
Exons: 4
Coding region: 1221-2645 (474 amino acids)
Biological process (GO): regulation of transcription by RNA polymerase II
Cellular component (GO): nucleus
Molecular function (GO): protein binding
Source: RefSeq, a predicted model, not a curated record